CAUCGACAGCGACCCUGGAUUACCUCAAGGCGGACAGCCCUCCCUGAAUCCGCAAACUCCUCCUGCAUACCUACCUACCUACCUACCUACCUCCCGACGACACGGCGCGCGACGACGGUAUCGCGAAAUUCCCCGAAACGAAAAUGGCACCGAGCGAGCCUAUGCUGCCCGCCGCGCUGGCACCACCCGAGCAUCAUGACCGUCCUCCGAGGAGGUCGUUCUCGAGCACCGACAGGCUGAGCGCCUCGGUUGCGUCUACAAACAGGUCGAGGUCGACGGUGAGGUCAUCUGGAUGGCAGGCGAAGAUGGGGCUGGGCGGUGUUGCGAGGCGGACGCUAGGCAUUUCGCUGCUGCUUGUGACGGUGCUGUUGUGGACGAUAUCCAACUUUUUGGCAUCUUAUAUCUUUUCAGAUCACUCUUACGACAAGCCAUUCUUUGUGGUGUAUAUGAAUACGUCAGUGUUUGCGGUAUCACUGAUACCGAUGUUGGUGCGGUUUCUGAUGCAGCACGGCGUCGAGGGUCUACGACGCGAGGCAAUGGUGGUCUGGAACGAGCAGAGGUACGGCAAGGACCUCAAGACGGCCGAGGACGAGGAAGACACGGUGGCCGGGGAGCGCCUGCUGGUGGACGACGAGCCGAGCCUGGAGAUGGAAGGGUUCGAGACGACGACGAGGGUGGAGCGGCUCACGUUCCGGGAGACGGCCGUCAUCAGCCUCGAGUUCUGCAUGCUGUGGUUCUUUGCAAAUUAUUUCGCGUCGGCGUGUCUCGAGUACACGAGCGUUGGGAGCGUGACAAUCCUCAACUCGACGAGCAGCGUGUGGACGCUCGUCUUCUGCGCCGUGAUGGGGGUCGAAGGGUUCACAGCGCGCAAGCUGAUUGGCGUCCUGGCGUCGCUGACUGGUAUUGUGCUGAUAUCGACGGUGGACCUGUCCGGGUCGAGCGACGAGAACCGCGGGUCGUUCCCGCACAAGACGACGGGCCAGAUUGCCAUUGGGGACCUGAUGGCAUUUGUGAGCGCCAUCAUCUACGGACUCUACGUGACUGUGAUGAAGAGGCGGGUAGGCAACGAAGAUCGGGUGAAUAUGCCGCUCUUCUUUGGUCUGGUGGGACUCUUUAACUUGGUGUUCCUAUGGCCUGUGUUCUUCAUCUUGCAUUUCACGGGGAUGGAACCAUUCUCGUUCCCUCCUACGGCCAAAAUCUGGGCCAUUGUCAUUGGUAACUCGUUGUCGUCCUUCAUCAGCGAUAUGUCAUGGGCGUACGCCAUGCUGCUUACCACCCCGCUGGUCGUGACGGUCGGCCUGUCCCUUACGAUCCCUCUGUCGCUCAUUGGCGAGAUGAUUCAGUACUCACAGUAUUCGAGCUGGGUGUAUUGGGUCGGCGCGGCCGUGGUGCUCAUCUCUUUUCUCUUCAUCAACAAUGAGAGCCACGAAGACGAGUCGAGCGACAAGAGCCCCGAGGCAGGAUCCCGGGGCAUCUCGCAAUUAUAAAGGGAUGUUUCUAUAGACACACAAAGUUGUAAUUCGAGAGCAGAGAGGUGCGCAGGGGGGCGUUAGACGUGUUGCAUGGGUCACGGCGUUUACACACAAGACCGCGGUGCUUCCAGUGUUUGGAUUCCACCUGGAGCGCUGUUAUUGAGUCUGAGCUGUUUGCUCAGUCUCGUCAUUAAUACAAUCA
Colletotrichum godetiae is the source of this 1674-nucleotide messenger RNA. Its product is annotated as thiamine-repressible mitochondrial transport protein THI74. Bases 144 to 1487 code for a protein of 447 amino acids. The record is from RefSeq and is a predicted model, not a curated record. Gene Ontology annotation, cellular component: fungal-type vacuole membrane. Lineage: Eukaryota; Fungi; Ascomycota; Sordariomycetes; Glomerellales; Glomerellaceae. The transcript is spliced from 3 exons.